AAACCCAUGUCCCCGAUGAACCCGGCGAGCGGCCAUUCCGGGUCGAACUACAUUGACCGACGCCGCCCUCGGUGAGAGCGGGGCAGCGUAAACACAACUCCAGGAAGAUGAAAAGAUCGGGUGACAGUGAGGGGGAGAAGAGAAGAAAGAGGCGGAAGCUACUCCAUGAGUUGGGAGAUCAGAAGAUCCCCUUUCUGGGACCUUCAGACCGGGGCUUUCAGCACCUGUGGGAUUCCAGUUACACUGGCCUGGUUGUGAGGAGAUCCUGCUCGCUGCCUGCUGAGCUCCAUGGCCGGGUGCAGGCAGCUAUGCUCACCCUGAGAAGUAAGGGCUGCCUACUAAGGGAUCUGGUUCGUGUCCGUGAACGAGAUGUAUUCACUGCCGUGUCACGGGUUCUGCUGGGGGAGCCUGGCCACACCUAUCGCUAUCUUGACACGCGGCUCUUUGCCAUCCCCUGGCACAGUGAGGACGCUGAGGUCAGAGGACUAAACUGUUGUGACCCUGACUUGAGUGCUGCUUGCAAAGCAUUGUGGGAGCUUAACACCUUGUUCUGCUCAGACGUGUCUCAAGGAGAAGGUGACAAGGUAGCGCAAUGUGCAAAGGGGGAGGUAGAUGCCAAACAGGGUAAAGAGGGUGACACGGAAUCUAAACAUAGUGAAGACUCCAAGAACAGUGAAGGAGGGGACUCCGAGUCCCGACAGAGUGAGGAAGGGGACACGGAGUCCAAGCAGAGUGAGGAGUGGGACAUUGAGUCCAAACCAAGCAGUGAGGAGGGAGAGUCCUCCCAGGCCAAACCAAGUGAAUCCAGUGUUGCAGCAGGCCUGGAACUAAGUGAAGGGAAAUGUCAGAGCUGGGCGACCAAGACUAUCAUUGGCACGGAGACUGAACCUGUGGGACUGGGACUCCAGGAGAAACCUGUGUCCCAUCUAAAGCACAGCCUGUCAGAUCACCACAUUGAAGACAAGGAGGAACAGCCAAGUAGGCAGGGAUGUUCCCAGCCCAGUCCGCCACAGGUAUGCACUGGUCUGGUCAAGUUCAAUGUCACCUUACUCAACUACAUGGACCCAGCAGCUAUGAGCCAUCUGAAAGAGGAGCCAUACUACGGCAUGGGGAAAAUGGCGGUAGGGUGGCACCAUGAUGAGAACCUGGUCUCUCAUUCCCCAGUGGCCGUUUACAGCUAUAGCUGUCACAAUGACAAAGGUGAGAGCAGUGAAGGAAGCAGUGAUGAGAAGGCAAGCUGGAGGAUUGGGCUCAAGGUGGCCUGGGACAUCCACACACCUGGCCUGGCGCUGCCACUGGAGUCUGGAGACUGCUAUUACAUGAGAGAUGACCUGAACAGUACCCACCAGCACUGUGUCCUAGCUGGAGACUCUGCACGCUUCAGCUCCACACACAGAGUGGCCGAGUGUUCCAGUGGGACCCUGACCUACAUCCAGUCACGCUGCCAAGAGGCCCUGUCUAACCUGCACACUGACCCAGAGACAGGCUCCCAAAGCCUGCUGGCCCUGCUGCCAACAACGCUACAGCACUGUGAGGAGAUUCACAAUGAGGUGGAGUUUGAGUGGCUGCGGCAGUACUGGUUUCAGGGCCGGCGCUACGCCCGCUUCUGCAGCUGGUGGACCAGACCAAUGGAGCAGCUGGAGAAGGACUGGAAACUCCUGGAAACCAUGACAAUGCUCUCCCUGGCCACACUGGAGGAGGAGGGCAGUGCAGGGGAGGGACGGAGGGAGAUGGCAGAGACCCUGCUGUCGGCCUUGACGGACAGACACCAGCAAAGGCAGACAUGGAGAGACAGGUGCCAUUCGAGCCUGGCCCAGACGUUACCCCCUGAGGAGGCCCCAGUGGACCGGCCCUUCUGGGGUGUGGAUGACCCCAACAUGCCGCUGCCCUUUGAUCUGGCCGACAUCAUCAACAAAGUGGAGUCGCUUCUCUGGAGGAUGUGAAGGAUGGAUAUAUGAAGAGGAACAGAAGCAGAAGAAAAAAAGAAAGCUUUUCUGAAUGUGCCCCCCCCCCCCCCCCCCCCCCAUCCCAUAGUAGCUGAGGGGACAGACCACUGACGACAUCUCUGUUGUGAUCAAGAUUGUUUUUUCUUUUGGGGCACCUACAUCACCCCCCCCCCCACUCCAACCUGCGCUGCCCCCAGCCGACCCCUCUGGCGUCUCAGCCGCCCUUGCUUGGAUUGGGCUGGAAUGGAAACCAGACCAGCACCUUAGAACCAGAGUAACGCUUCAGUAACAUGCUAACAACACAAGCUUAGCGACAAGCUCCUAGUGUCACAGACGUCUAACGAUGGAACCCGCAUUUCAGUGUUAGCAUACAUCAUGCAACUAUUUAUUAUUUCAGUGUACUCCUUUUCUUAAUCUCAUGUAACCCAGUCGCUUUUGUCGAUAGAUCAACUCAUUCUCAGUAGUCCCAGUAGGGUACCUGCAUAUGCUUUCUAUUUGUCACACAGUGUUAUCAUACAGUAUAGGAUGGUUAAAAAGAGACUCACUUUGCUCACAUGGUAUUGUAUAGUGUAAUCCUGUUUAUUGGCUUCAGAGGUGGAAUGAGACCAAAGAAAGAUUUAUGAUUCAAAAAAAGUUAUGAAUGUCACCAAAUGGAGAACAUGAAGAAUGUGUUGUUUUCCGUAUGAUGCUGCGCCUGUGUCACAUUGAUGUGUUUGUGUGCGUGUGUUUUUGUGUGCAAACCUUUAGCCAUGUGAAUACACAUGUGACUCGUCGUCGGCCCGUGUGAGUUUGUGCGUGUGCACGUUCACUCUCCCACGUGUCGACAUGAGGGCGUGUGUGUGAAUGUGAUAGUGUGUGCGAGCCUGUAGGCAGCCUGCCAGUUGUUUGUUCUUGAAGAUGCGCAUAUGGAGAAACCGAGACGAGCAGCGGGGCCCCCUCUGCCUCUGCUCGGAUGAAAGGCAACACUGAUGGAAUGACCUGGAACACAACCGCCGUUUCUCAUAAUUACAGCUGUUCAAUCGCUUUUAAUUACUCUUAAAGUGUGUACAGCACCAUAUUCCCCUGUAAUGCUGCGGGCCAUCUGAGAAAGUGAGCGAGAGAGAGAGAGAGAGAGAGAGAGGGAGAUCCGGCGCUUCUGACAAAAUCCACUUUCAAAAAAGCUCAGAAGGGUGGAAAAGGGGGCCAACGUCAAAGCAGCGCAGCCGCCCUCCUCGUUUCAUUUCCUCCUCUAUCUAGUUCAUGAUGAAGUAGAGACGCUGUUUACUAUUAAAAAUGCAGAAUGCACUCCUUUUUUUACUUCUGAAGUUUUUUUCCAAGAUGUUAAUGGUUGCCAAACGCUGUUCUUGCUUCUUCUUUUUCGCUGCGCCUCUGUUGUUUGUUGUUGUCAGAGAGAUUUGUUUGUAGAUCGGCAGUAGCGUUGACUUGUUUGAAUCACUCUGUGCUCCCUGCACCACAGCUUGUCUGUCUGAAGCAAUAGGAAUGGCAGUAAUUAAAGAAGUGUUUUAUC
Molecule: messenger RNA, 3453 nt
Organism: Platichthys flesus (European flounder)
Lineage: Eukaryota; Metazoa; Chordata; Actinopteri; Pleuronectiformes; Pleuronectidae
Gene: fto
Product: FTO alpha-ketoglutarate dependent dioxygenase
Exons: 10
Coding region: 108-1943 (611 amino acids)
Biological process (GO): regulation of multicellular organism growth; DNA alkylation repair; RNA repair
Molecular function (GO): ferrous iron binding; broad specificity oxidative DNA demethylase activity; mRNA N6-methyladenosine dioxygenase activity
Source: RefSeq, a predicted model, not a curated record